UGGGACGGGGCCCCGCCUCCUCCGGCCCCGCCUCUCGCAGCCGCUUUUCCCGCCUCCGCCGGGCCGAGCGGCGGUCCCUCUGACAGUUGAGGAUGGCUGGGGCGGAGGGGCCCGCGGGGCGACAGUCGGAACUGGAGCCCGUGGUGUCGUUGGUCGACGUUCUAGAGGAGGACGAGGAGCUGGAGAACGAGGCGUGCGCCGUACUGGGCGGCAGCGACUCCGAGAAGUGCUCCUACUCUCAGGGCUCAGUAAAGAGACAAGCACUAUAUGCCUGUAGUACCUGCACCCCAGAGGGAGAAGAACCAGCAGGGAUUUGCCUAGCUUGCAGUUAUGAAUGUCAUGGAAGUCACAAACUAUUUGAGCUAUACACAAAAAGAAACUUUCGUUGUGAUUGUGGAAACAGCAAGUUUAAAAAUUUGGAAUGCAAAUUAUUUCCUGACAAAGCAAAGAUAAAUUCUGGCAAUAAGUACAAUGACAACUUUUUUGGAUUAUAUUGCAUUUGUAAGAGACCUUAUCCUGAUCCUGAUGAUGAGAUUCCGGAUGAGAUGAUCCAGUGUGUAGUCUGUGAAGACUGGUUUCAUGGAAGGCAUCUUGGUGCCACUCCUCCCGAGAGUGGGGAUUUCCAGGAGAUGGUAUGCCAGGCUUGUAUGAAGCGCUGCUCCUUCUUGUGGGCUUAUGCUGCACAAUUGGCAGUAACCAAAGUAUCUGCAGAGGAUGAUGGGUUGGUGCUGAAUGUUGAUGGAAUAGGUGAUCAGGAAGUCCUCAAACCUGAAAAUGGAGAUCAUCAAGAUAGUACCCUCAAAGAGGAUGUUCCAGAACAUGGAAAGGAUGCUGUCAAGGAAGUUAAAGCAGAACAGACUAGUGAACCCUGUACCAGCUCUAGUUCUGAAUCUGAUCUCCAGACAGCAUUUAAGAAUCAACAUCUCAACAUGGAAUCACAGUCUAGCUGCAAACUUCAGGAGCUUAAUGCUAAGCAGUUUAUAAAGAAAGACACUGCCACCUAUUGGCCCGUGAACUGGCGUAGCAAGUUAUGUACCUGCAAAGACUGCAUGAAAAUGUAUGGCGAGCUAGAUGUCCUGUUCCUGACAGAUGAACAUGACACAGUUCUGGCUUAUGAAAACAAGGGCAAGGUCGACCAAGCAGCUGACAGGAGAGACCCUUUAAUGGACACCCUUAACAGCAUGGACAGAGUCCAGCAAGUGGAACUUAUUUGUGAAUACAAUGACUUGAAGACUGAACUCAAAGACUAUCUCAAGAGAUUUGCUGAUGAAGGCACGGUUGUUAAGAGAGAGGACAUCCAGCAGUUCUUUGAAGAAUUUCAGUCGAAAAAGAGAAGAAGAGUGGAUGGGAUGCAGUACUAUUGUAGCUAGAGUGGGGGUUGGCGCCUUCUCAGCGCGGCCAACUCGAAGGCCAUUUACUGUGCCAGGAAUAAAAGAGGCGUAUCUCA
Molecule: messenger RNA, 1447 nt
Organism: Canis lupus familiaris (dog)
Lineage: Eukaryota; Metazoa; Chordata; Mammalia; Carnivora; Canidae
Gene: UBR7
Product: ubiquitin protein ligase E3 component n-recognin 7
Exons: 11
Coding region: 93-1370 (425 amino acids)
Cellular component (GO): cytoplasm
Molecular function (GO): zinc ion binding; ubiquitin protein ligase activity
Source: RefSeq, a predicted model, not a curated record